Molecule: messenger RNA, 6827 nt
Organism: Anguilla rostrata (American eel)
Lineage: Eukaryota; Metazoa; Chordata; Actinopteri; Anguilliformes; Anguillidae
Gene: asap1a
Product: ArfGAP with SH3 domain, ankyrin repeat and PH domain 1a
Exons: 31
Coding region: 2406-5903 (1165 amino acids)
Biological process (GO): positive regulation of GTPase activity
Cellular component (GO): cytoplasm
Molecular function (GO): GTPase activator activity; protein binding
Source: RefSeq, a predicted model, not a curated record
UAGUGGGUUGUACUGAGUGAUUUGCUUGUUUGACUUUGCGUAUUCGACCUUAUCUUUGACUCCGAAUCCCGCCUAGCCCUUCUGGUAGUCCGAUUCUUGCCAGAGAGCUUCUAGUUUAUUUGCCCCGUGGUUUCGUGUUUCUUACCAUUCGCUCGAUUUCGAUCCUCACCUAGCCCGUCUGCUUUGUUUGCUGAUUGGAUUUUGCGUUUGACUUUACGCUCGUUUUUACCUCGACUCACGUUUUGCCCUCUGUUCACCGUAUAGUGCUCCGGUUAGUUAGUGUGUUACCAGCUGUACUAAAAAUCCAUCCAUUAGGACAAUUUUGUUAUUUUGCUUUAUUUUUUUACUUCAUUGUUUUUGAAGCUACUCUGGGCGGAGAUUUAAGGCCCCGUAUUGAGUCGCCUACGGUAUUCCGGCCUUUUUAGUUUCCAACUAUUCCGAAAGCCGGCUUGUGCAAGUAACCUUAGAAGACUAGCCAGCAUUCAGUCAGAUUUGGAUUGGCAGAUGGGGACCGGAGUUACUGGUCGGUUUGCAGUACGUUUUCCUUUCCCAUUUCCGUUAUUUACCCUUACGGUCUGACGCUGGACCAGGUCUUAACAACUGCCUUUAGCAAUACUGCUGAUGAUAAAGAUGUUAGAGGCUUCAGAUGGCAGGGAACAAUGGGCCUGGCCACAUAAGCAAAGCUAUUGGGCCACAGCAUUACAGAAAAAAUAACACUCAAAACGGAAAACUGGAAGCCAGUAGCGACCUACCAGUAACAUUCUUCCUAAAUUUAGGCUACUGCUGUAUUAGACUAAUUUGAAGUGUAUUGUGUCUUCAUAGACCUACAUUAUUGGCACUAAGGAUUCUGAGGACACUGCAAUCAUUUUGUUAAAAAAAUCCUGUAAUCUGAUUGGUUCUAUAAAGUUUUUUUUUUUUUUUGCCAGUAUAAUGUCAUAUGGCAGCAAACAAUAAAUAAAUGGACAGUGACAGCAUCUGAUUGUUCCCUGAUGGCGCAGGCGCAUAUUCCUGCCAUAAUUUUUACGUACUCACGCCUCUCUGGAAGUUGUUCAGACUAACAGUAGGCUACCCUCAUACUAGUGUCAAUUCCAAAUUGGGAGAACUUUAAACUUAAAUUUCCAGAUUGAAUUGACAGCCCAAAUGUUAAUAAGAGACUUAAUGAGUCUGCUGUCGAUAAUGUUCUGAGGGUACAGGUGUCAGUGUUCCCUCCCUUUUGUCGUCAUUUCACUGAUAUGAUCUGUGACUGAUUGACAGUGUGAGCUUUCUGCCUCAUUGCUUUUGCCUUUACAUGCUCUCUCUAUUGAUCAAGGUAUAGGAAGAAAUUAAGACGUGACUCCACAGUUUAUGGACGCAAGCCAGGGCCAGCGGAGGAUGGGCUCCCCCUCUUUUCAGCCAGGUUUCUUCCCAUUUGGGGAGUUUUUUUUUUCUCGCCAGAGCGUUUAUCUUCCCACUGGGGAGCACUUUGCCCUCAAUGGUCGUUCGCGUUUAGGAGGUUCAUACCUGUUCAGACCAGUGUCUUUGUGACAGUGUCUCUGUAAUAUUAGAUAUUUAAAAAGCGCCAUGGAAAUUGAAUUAAAUCAUUGUAUUUCCCAACUAUCUGUUCCACCACGCGGACAAAUGGAUGAACGGUGGGGGAAGCAGCACGUGCUGUUGUUCCUGGCCCCGUUCCACUCUGCAGAGGUCAGGAGCGGAAACGGCGGUUUUACUGAUUGAUGAAUUCUCCGACUUGAUGAAAUGCAGACGCCAAAAAAAAUUGUUUGACACAUGCGAUUUCUUAUUUUGUCCUCUCCAAUAGAGCAGGGUCACGCGAAUUCGUUUUGUUUGUAACUGCUUUACAACCCCCUUGGUGUAGCAUGUUUACAUAUCACGACAUUGUAAAAUACUGAUGUUUAUUUUACGUUCUCCUCGUGUUAUAUGAAAUUAGAGAAAAACGCCCUCCCGGGUCUUUUCCCAAAAAAAAGGGGACGAGCGAAGACACGUAGUUCUGUGGCGAGUGUUUACCCAUAUCUCAGAUUUCCUGUUUGAGCAGUUUUGGGUUUCCUCAGUUCCUGUUCAGUUAGCCCCCCAGAUCCGGUCCAUUGUAACUGGUUCUUUCCCCCCGCCUGCUCACAUGGUAGAUUUUUUCCUUCCUGUCCGUGCGGGGCUGCUGAUCUAUCCGCGGGACCCAUAUGGCGAGAAAUCACUGCUCUUUUCCCCAACUCUUUUGGCAGUAAAUGAACGCGUUAUUUUCCCCCAUCUGCUGUCGCUGGAUUAAUGGACGCAUAACAAAAUGAACUGACUAUGGUGCCGUUUGGAUAUAUUCUACCUUUCUUCGACAAACCACGGGAUUUAGAUUUACUGUACAAAGUGCGGGUUGCGGUUGAAAUUGCAGCAGUCUUGGUUAUUUUAAUAAGGUGACUAAAGUCAUGAGAUCAUCAGCCUCCCGCUUAUCAAGUUUUUCGUCAAAAGAUUCCCUAUGGAGCCGAAUGCCGGAUCAGAUCUCAGUGUCCGAGUUUCUUUCGGAAACAACGGAGGAUUACAACUCUCCCACGACGUCCAGCUUUACGACCCGCCUGCAGAGCUGUCGGAACACCGUUAGUGUUCUGGAAGAGGCUUUGGAUCAAGAUCGAACGGCGCUCCAGAAGGUGAAGAAAUCCGUCAAAGCCAUCUACAACUCGGGACAAGAGCAUGUGCAGAACGAGGAGAACUACGCACAGGCGCUGGACAAGUUCGGCAGCAACUUCAUCAGCCGGGACAACCCCGACCUGGGCACGGCCUUCGUCAAGUUCUCCACGCUCACCAAGGAGCUGUCCGCCCUGCUCAAGAACCUGCUCCAGAACCUGAGCCACAAUGUGAUCUUCACCCUGGACUCCCUGCUGAAAGGGGACCUCAAAGGAGUAAAGGGGGAUAUCAAGAAGCCGUUCGAUAAGGCGUGGAAAGACUACGAAGCCAAGUUCACGAAGAUCGAGAAGGAGAAGCGGGAGCACGCGAAGCAGCACGGAAUGAUCCGCACCGAGAUCACCGGCGCCGAGAUCGCCGAGGAGAUGGAGAAGGAGCGCCGACUCUUCCAGCUGCAGAUGUGCGAGUACCUGAUCAAAGUGAACGAGAUCAAGACCAAGAAGGGGGUGGACCUUCUGCAGAACCUGAUCAAGUAUUACCACGCGCAAUGCAACUUUUUCCAGGAUGGCCUGAAAACUGCGGACAAGCUGAAACAGUACAUCGAGAAACUGGCAGCCGACCUGUAUAAUAUUAAACAGACGCAGGACGAGGAGAAGAAGCAGCUGACUGCCCUGCGGGAUCUCAUCAAGUCCUCUCUCCAGCUGGACCAGAAGGAGGACUCUCAGAGCAAGCAGGGUGGAUACAGCAUGCAUCAGCUACAGGGAAACAAGGAGUUUGGCAGUGAGAAGAAGGGAUAUCUGAUGAAGAAGAGCGAUGGGCUACGGAAGGUCUGGCAGAGGCGGAAGUGUUCGGUGAAGAGUGGCAUCCUCACCAUCUCGCACGCCACGUCCAACAGGCAGCCCGUGAGACUCAACCUGCUCACCUGCCAGGUGAAACCAAGCGGGGAGGACAAGAAGUGCUUCGACCUCAUUUCCCAUAAUCGGACGUAUCACUUCCAAGCAGAAGAUGAACAAGAGUUUGUGAUCUGGAUCUCGGUGCUGACCAAUAGCAAGGAGGAGGCCCUGAACAUGGCGUUCCGCGACGACCAGAGCGCCGGGGACGACAGCCUGGAGGACCUGGCCAAGGCCAUCAUCGACGACGUGCUGCGCAUGCCCGGCAACGAGGUCUGCUGCGACUGCGGGGCUGCAGACCCAAAAUGGCUGUCCACCAACUUGGGGAUCCUGACGUGUAUCGAGUGCUCUGGCAUCCACAGAGAAAUGGGGGUGCACAUCUCACGCAUCCAGUCCAUGGAGCUCGAUAAAUUAGGAACUUCUGAACUCUUGCUGGCCAAGAACAUAGGAAACGCUAGUUUUAAUGAAAUUCUCGAAGGAAGCCUCCCCUGUCCUUCACCAAAGCCUACCCCAUCCAGCGACAUGACGGUGCGGAAGGAGUUCAUCAACGCCAAGUACGUGGACCACAAGUUCGCCCGGAAGAACUGCGUCUCCGCGGCGGCCAAGAUGAGCGAGCUGUGCGACGCCGUGAAGUCCCGCCACCUGCUGGCGCUCGUCCAGGUGUACGCCGAGGGGGUGGAGCUUAUGGAGCCGCUGCCCGAGACCGGCCUGGAACCUGGAGAAACGGCGCUCCACUUCUCUGUGCGGACAGCGGACCAGACCUCCCUGCACCUGGUCGACUUCCUGGUACAGAACAGUGGGAACCUGGACAAGCAGACGGAGAGGGGGAACACGGCCCUGCACUACUGCUGCCUCUACGAGAAGCCCGAGUGCCUGAAGCUGCUGCUGAGGGGCAAGCCAGCCACCGACAUCACCAAUCAGGGCGGGGAGACUGCGCUGGACAUUGCCAGGAGACUGAAGAACUCCCAGUGUGAAGAACCGCUGGUGGAGGUGGCCGCUGGGAAGUUCAACCCUCACGUGCACGUGGAGUACGAGUGGAACCUGCGCCUGGAGGAGAUCGACGAGAGCGACGACGACCUCGACGACAAGCCGAGCCCCAUUAAAAAGGAGCGCUCCCCCCGCCCCCAGAGCUUCUGCCACCCGUCCCCCCAGGACAAGCUGUCCCUGCCCGGUUACUCCGCCCACCGCGACAAGCAGCGGCUCUCCUACGGGGCCUUCACCAAUCAGACGUACAGCCCCUCCACCGACUCGCCCACCUCGCCCACCGCCGACGCCCCCCCGCUGCCCCCCAGGAACGCCGGCAAAGUGCCGGUUCUGGCUUUCACUGGCUCUCCAACGUCACACUACGCCACUUUCUCCGGCUCCCGGCCGUGCAUCAGCACUCCCUCCUCCUCCUCCUCCUCCUCCGGCCCUCCCUCCUCCCUCCCUCUGAGCUCACAGACCCCUGGGGGGAGCUCCACCCUGUCCAAGAAGAGGCCGCCGCCCCCUCCCCCUGGACACAAACGCACCCUGUCCGACCCGCCCAGCCCGCUACCUCACGGCCCCCAGAGUAGAGGUGGGAUCCCCUGGGGUGAGUCAGGGAACGACUCCACUCCCCCUCCCACAAACAGGACGUCCCCUGCGAGCAAGUUUGAGGGCAUUCCGCAGCAGCAAAGUGCUACUUCCAGUAACACAAAAUCUACACUUGGUCCAAGGGUUCUUCCCAAACUACCUCAGAAAGUGGCAUUGCGGAAAAUCGACACCAUCCAUCUUCCGUCAGUGGACAAGCCGAGCCAGCCCCCUGAACCCUUCCAGAAGCCUCCGCAGACGGCGGAGACACCCCAAAAAGCCCCCCUGGCGGAGAAGCCCCAAAUAAGCGACCUUCCCCCCAAACCUCAAGUCUCCGACCUGCCCCCAAAGCCCCAGCUGUCUGACCUACCCCCCAAACCUCAGCUGGGCGACCUGCCCCCAAAGCCCCAGCUCAAGGACCUCCCGCCCAAGCCGCAGCUCUCCGACGUCCCCGCGAAGCCCGCCGCCGCCGCCGGGACGGGCGCCGCCGCCGACCCCGUCCCGAAGCCGCCCCCCGACGAAGUGGCGCCCAAGCCGCAGCCGCUGCCCGAGGAGCCGGCCUCCGGCCAGCAGGGGGAGCUUUCUCCCAAACAGCUGAGCGACGACGCCGACGGCUCCCCUGCGAGUGCCGGCGAGAUGCCCGUCCCGCUGCCGAGGAAGAUUAACACGGGAAAGACCAAAGCCAGGCGGGUGAAGACCAUCUAUGACUGUCAGGCGGACAACGACGACGAGCUCACCUUUGUGGAGGGCGAGGUCAUCAUCGUGACUGGAGAGGAGGACCAGGAGUGGUGGAUCGGGCACAUCGAAGGGCAGCCGGAGAGGAAGGGGGUCUUCCCCAUGUCUUUCGUGCACAUUCUGUCCGAAUGACCCCGGGGGCCGGGCAGGUGUGAGGCCCCUCCCUCUAGCACAAGCUCCGCCCCACUUCGGCCUCGCACGAGACUGAGGGCGCCACCCCUGUACAUAGCCGCUGUCGCAAACCAGAAAAACGAAAAAAACGGUAACUAAGAAGAAGCUUGCCCCGGCUUACCUCGCCGAAGAUGGCGAAGUACAUGCGUACUGUAUAUAAACCGCGUUACCCCGUCUUUUACCAGUAUUAUCAUAGCCUUGGAGCCCGGUAAGCCUUACUGGGUUUGCUGUAGCCAUCCUUGGAAUCUAGCACUUACUAUACAUCUCCGUCGAUGCUGUUACCGUAUGUAUGUGUAUACAUAUAUUUAUGUAUGUAUAAACUUGUUAGUGUGUAUAUAUAUAUAUAUAUGCUCACAUAUGUGUGUACAGACAUACAUAUGUUCAUGUAUGUAUUUAUGUACAUAUACAUGUGCGCACACAUGAUUCCCUGCCUGCUAAGAGAGGCGGUCUUAUUCCAAUUGUAUCCAUGUUAGCUCGACUGUUUACCGUCAAAAUCAUCUCUUUGUUGUCCUGGAAACCUCGGAAGCUCUGGCGAAGGCAAUUACGUUAGGAGCAGAUUAAUGUAUCGGUCCUACAUUCUCUCUGUAAAGGGAGCACUUGACUGGGAAGCAAAGUAAAUGUUUUUUUUUUUUGUUUUUUUGUUUUUUUAAAUAUCUUAAAUCUUCCUACAGUGGCACGUUGAAGGACGAAAUAUAUAUUCAUUAAGUCGAUCCUUAAUUGCUUGUUUAGUAUUAAAAAAAAAAAAAAAAAUUGUGAAGUUAAGCUCACAUUCUCAGCGGCGGCUGUCGUGGCAACGGAACCGCAGCGUAGUCCUACAGCUGUCCGUCAAGCAUCAGCAAUGGUCUGGGGGCGGGGCUUCACCUAUGUGUUACAACCGGACUCAAA